UUGAACUGCCACAGUUAGGCGAGCACACUUACGCUAGGGAACGUUUUGAUCACCGAAAUAAGGAAAAGCCGUACUGAAAACUUUAUUCUUAUUUUACACGGAAGUCGAACUAGUUAACCGGGUUAAAUUCAGUCAGUCUUGCUUAAAUUUGUGAAGGCCCAUCCUAAGGCUCCACCAAAUAGAAACGAUGGCCAGCUAUUACAUGCAGCCAACUCCUUCCCAGGAAGAGUUAAAGAGGACUGAGAGCAACAAGAAUGAGAAGAAUUCCGAAGAAAGUCGACCAAUGCAUGAAGAUAGUGAUGCGGCUGUCGCUUCCUCGUCGGAGAGCGAGCUGCGGCCUUCUCGCAGUUCGGUGACCAAGGCCACUAGGAUUCCGGUUCCACUUUUCUUGGGUCCCACGGCCAAUAGCCGGAUCUACAGAUCCGUGAUGGUCCAGCGCAAGAGCCGCACCUCAUUGGCAAACCAGCAAAUGGCCGACGAUUCCGGCAUCAAUUUGGACUGCUCGAUGACCGAGGUGCACACUCCGCUUUCGACCAGACCCAGUCCAAUGGAGCAGACAAUGCUCGACAGGAUUCCGGCCACCAGCAGCGAGAUGGAGCUCCAACUGGAAGAGGAGCAGACCCUCAGAGAACUUCAACGUGUCGUCGCCGAAAUGGAGGCCGAUGUGGCCCUUCAUGAUAUGGAUAUGCAAGAUCUACAGCCCGGUGAUGACGAACAGGAUACACAGGUCCCAAAUGAAGCCUCCAGUGUUGGGAAUGGUGCCGAUAGUUUUGACGUAGAUAUGGAACAGCUAACCGAAACAGAAACUCUGCAGAAAACCUUUCCUGGCGAACCUGAAAAUCGUCUAGUCUAUGAAGAACUCCCGGCAGAGAAUAUACAGAUGGUUCAGGAAGAAAUUGCGCAGAAAGAGGAAUUUUCAGAAAUUAAGGAAACUGCCGUGGAAAUGGAAUCUGUAAAGGAAUACGAACUUUUCGAACAGUUGGCCGAAGAGCCAGUAGAAGAAUGCACAGAGAUCGUUCAACAGACCCCGCAGGAAGCUGUUGGCGGAGAAUCCGAUAAAUCUGUACCCGAAUCGGUAAUGGAGGAACUCGAAAUGGUCAUUGGUGGAAGUUGCGAGUCCGAACAGGACAGGCUUAUCCGGGAACAAUUCGAAAAAGGUCCUGAAACAAUGGGUCUCAAGUUUCAUCAACCGGCAGAUGAGAUUGUGUGCAUUGAUACGGAACCGGAGCUGGUCGCCAAUCUCUCGAGGGAUGGGUCGGUGGAAAGCAGCCAGGGAUUGGUUACUUUGGAAGAACUGUUUGAUCCGGAGCACAACGUGGAGCUACUGCGUCAACUUCUGCAGACCAUGGCAGAAGAUAACAGCGAAGCUGAUACAGCCCCAGACAUGACAGAAAGUGAGCAAACGGAAGAAAAGGAGACGGAAAUGGAGGCGUAUGUGGAAACCACCGAGAUCGAUGAGGAAAUGGAUCCGGACCUAAAGCAAACUGGCAAACCCUUAAGUAUCUUGCGGCGUCUGAUGAACCACAGAAUCCUAAAGUUUAGCUAUCCCAUAUUAUUCUGCAGCUUGGCUUUUAGUUUGAUCUACAUAUCGCGCAAGGAGUAGAAGUUAAAUUAUCUUAAAAUGCAAAUUGGAUUAUAUGUACGUGCGGAAGCAUAUAUUUGACUACGCAAUAUAUGCACAUACUUCAAAAUCGCCCGACGCAUUGGCAGAAGGUUGCCUAAAAUAUCUAUUUUCCAAAUAAAUAUGCACUAUAACCAG
Molecule: messenger RNA, 1759 nt
Organism: Drosophila santomea
Lineage: Eukaryota; Metazoa; Arthropoda; Insecta; Diptera; Drosophilidae
Exons: 2
Coding region: 188-1603 (471 amino acids)
Source: RefSeq, a predicted model, not a curated record